Messenger RNA from Penicillium angulare, 2430 nucleotides. RefSeq lists its product as uncharacterized. The transcript has 2 exons. Bases 1 to 2430 code for a protein of 809 amino acids. The record is from RefSeq and is a predicted model, not a curated record. NCBI's taxonomy places the organism in Eukaryota, Fungi, Ascomycota, Eurotiomycetes, Eurotiales, Aspergillaceae.
AUGAGCGCCGACGAGAGUGAAGAUCCCAGGCCUUUGGCUCCCUCAAACGGCGAGUCUCACAUAGAGUCUGCUGCGACCGCGACCCCAGCCAAGAGGAAGCGUUCAACCCAAGAUGAUAGACCAGCGGUUGAGUCUACUUCAUCGACAUUGCAUGACAGAAGCAACCUGCAUGAGACUCUACGAAACCUUGUUGGCCUCUUGCUAAAGCAUGACACCGAACUCCAGCUUCUAUCAUGUCCCUUUCCCACGUCGACAGCCAAACCCCGGGUUAAGCGAGCUAAAACUUCGGGGGAUCAAGAUACAUCAAAUAUUCGGACCCGAGUCGAGUCAAGUCACUACAAUACUCUGCAGGAAUUCUUGGCCGACAUCGAGCGAGCAUCUGCUGCGGUGAUUGAGCGCAAUCAGAACCAGACAAAUGGAACGAAGCCCGAAGGCUCCGCCUUAACAGAGGUGGUCAAUCUCAUCGCAGCCUUCAAGAAGCAUAUGAACACUCUCGUCGGGCAAUCUUUUGUCAAUCAGUCUGACAUCAAAGCCGAAUACCCAGAUGAGGAUGAUGAGCAGCUACUGUCCCUCGUUUCAAAUUCAGGGGCUCGUGAGGAUAAACAGGCUUUGACUAUGUUUGGUGGAAACCAAUCGCAACCUAAACAGUUGUUCUCUAGUUUGCAAAAAUCGGUUCAAGUGCCACUGCAGUCUGAGUCUGGUGCGGAGAAGGUUGUUGAGGUACAAGAGCAACUUCGCGAGGGGGGUCUGCCUAAUGGCAUCGCAACUACUCGGGUAGUUCCAUAUAAUUUAGAGUCCGCUGAAGAUAAGCCCAAGAGGACAUUUGGUGACGUCUUCGCUCCUCGGUCUGGUUUGCCGCCUGCUGAGCCCAGGAAACGGCGCCGAAGCACAGCAGUCUCUUGGAUCGACCCAUUUGAUCUUGUCCUAGACGUCAAUAAUUUCUCGGGCGAAAGCAACAACUACAGUUUUGCGACGCUGCCAGCCACGCAAUGGUUGCAAUAUGGCGGUGUUUCAUCCUCAUCGUCAUAUUGGUCUCGUGUUGAAAAGCAUAACGAAGAAUCAGGCUUUGUGUCAAGACACGAGGAUCCAGCGCUGUGGACCGAUGAUGAAUCUGCUAUUUUGCAAGGAGUUUAUUCCUCGUUCGCUCCGUCUUUCGACAGUUCCAAUGCCGUCAUACAGGCUGACUCAAAGAAUCUAGUUUGGUGGGGGCAGCGAGGAGCAAGGCGCUUACGUACACUUCUCUCUCUUCCAUAUCCAGAAAAUGGACUAGAGGACAGUUCAAGAGAAGUGGACGUUGAAGCCAUCGAUAAAAUGGAUGAGAGCUUCCUUGAUGAGGUGGCCGAAUCGCUGAAGCCGAAGGACUAUGCAGAAUAUCUUGCUCAAACAGAGCAAACACCUAAAGCGGAACCAGAAUCAAGAGAGAUCGACGAUGUCCUUGCGGAGGUUUCCAACCUGCUUGAAACACUUGCUUCAUAUCAAAAUAUUCGCCGAACUACACUGCCCUCAGAUGAUGAAAUUUCCGAAUCGAAUGAAAGCCCUGCGCCAGAAAUCAACGAUGCAGAAACCCCGUCAGAUGAAGAGAGAGCUGUUUAUGAAGACCUCAAGUCCAAGCUUGUUGCCAUUAUUAGCAACCUUCCUCCAUACGUUGUCGCCAAGGUCAACGGUGACCAACUAGCAGAAUUAAACAUCAGUCAAAAGAUCAUCAUUGACAACCCCGACUGGCAAGGCACCAUGGAAAAAGAUGACUACUCCCUUCAACAGGAUCGUGCGGCAGCCAUCGCUGCCCAGACCAACGCUGCCAAUCGUGCCUCGACACCGUCGUCUGCCCGACCUGCCAACUACCAAGCUCCCCACUCUGCGUACAAUCAGCGUGCGUUCAAUGCAAACGCCCGUGUCUCUCAAACACCGAGUGGAUUCCCAACACCGCAGCCAACUCGACAACCAUCAACGGGCGGCUCGUUUCCUCCUGGUUAUACUGGGGGUCGACCACCAAGCACUCCUUCCCAACGUCCCGGAUCCAGUUCGCAAUUUCCGCAGGCCAACCCACAGUACAACCAGGCCAGCAAUGUACCACAAUUUCAGCGACCUACACCCAAUGGGUAUACACCCCAGCCUUACUCACCAAGGCCUGGUCAACCCGCUCAAUAUGGUACACCACAAGGGCGUACCCCGUCCGCUUCAGCACCUUCAGCUUCCGCUCAACGGUACCAGCAGUACGCUACCCAGACACCCUCACAGGGAUACUUGAACAGCGCUGCCGCCGCGGCAUAUGCUAGAAGUGCCGCAGACCAGAGCGCUGUAAACAAAACACACCUGGCAGCUCAAGCCCGACAAAGUCCCUCCACACCUCAACCACACUAUGAAGCUCGACAAUCACAGGAAGGGAGUUUGACACCAGGGAAACAGAAUGGGACCCCCAUUCAGUCAUAG